CUUUAGGAGGCUGUUGUCAGUCCGACCGCCAUCAGCUCCGGACCAGACCACCACCACCACCUCUGACCUGACCGCCGCCUGAACAGAGGAAGAAGGUUCCAGUCUCACCAGCAAGAGAAGGGACGGAUCUCUGGUCGCCAUGGAGUCGGCCAGUGACAGCGGGGAGCGCGGGGACCAGGCGGUUCCUGAUGGACACGAGGAAGAGGAGGAAGAGGAGGAGAGGAGCGUCAGAGGAGUCCAGUCUCAUUACCUCCGCUGCCCCUCCCCCAGUUUCUCCAUGAUGUCCGAGUCCCGGUUCUCCACGAUCUCGGGCUCCGACGCCGCGAGCAUCUUCAUGGAGCCCAUCCACCUGUCGUCCGCCAUCGCUGCCAAGAAGAUCAUCAACGAGGAGCUGCCGCCUCGAAGCGUUCGCACCGAGUCCGUCCCGGAGUCCAUGCUGGAGACUGCCGAGCAGCUGAUGGUGGAGGACCUGUACAACCGGGUCAGGGACAUGAUCGACGACCGCAGCCCCUACAACACCCCCUGUGUGCUGGACAUCCAGAGGGCCAUGGUGCAGGACCGCCUGGAGGCUCCCACCAACCCGGUGGAUGAGGUGUGGCCCAACAUCUUCAUCGGCGAGAAAUCUGUUGCCGUCAACAAAGCUCGCCUGAAGCGAAUGGGCAUCACCCACAUCCUGAACACCGCCCACGGCACCGGGGUCUACACCGGCGAGUCCUUCUACGCCGGCAUGAACAUCCAGUACAUGGGCAUCGAGGUGGACGACUUCCCCGACUCCGACAUCUCCGCGCACUUCCGACCCACCGCCGAGUUCCUGGACGAGGCUCUGCUGACGCACAAAGGAAAGGUUCUGGUGAUUUCCAUGAUGGGCGUCAGUCGCUCUGCUGUCCUGGUGGCGUCCUACCUGAUGAUUUUCCAACACAUGUCCGUCAUGGAGGCCCUGACGUCCAUGAGGAAAAAACGUGCAAUCAACCCCAACGAAGGCUUCCUGAAGCAGCUGCGAGAGUUCAACGAGAACCUGAUGGAGGAGCGUGACGACGACGACGACACGCUCAGCCAGUGCUCCGUGAUCGACGCCCGCGCCCGCGCUCGCAUCUUCAACGAAGGUGGAGACGAUGAAGACGAUACCGAUGAAGAAGACGAGCAGAGUAUGAUCAAUGUGAAAGCUCACUCGAUCAUGAUGGAGGAGGAGGAGGAUGGAGAAAGUGUGAUGAGCAGCGUCGCCUCCUCCUCCGCAGCUGCAGCGCUCAGAAGCGGACUGAUCGGAGCGCAGAAUGGAGCGCACAGCCAGGGAUCGACCACUGUUCCAGAGGAGACGGUCCUACCCGAGCAGGAUCCUCAGGGAGACGACGACGAUGGUAUUGACAGUAUGAUCCGCGAAUGGCAGCGGAGAAAUGAGAAAUAUCAAAAUGACGAUUGGUGGGAGGCACAGCUGAACAGCGACGGUGAAGAUGGAGAAUCUCUUGCAGGAGGCCGACCAAAGAGGACGAAGGAAGGCGCCGGCGCCGACGCCGACGUGGAGAGCGUCACCAGCCAGGACGUGCAAGCUGUGAAAGAGCGGUUAAAGCGUCGCAGCAGACGGCCACCUUCAGACGCAAUGUCCACCUCUAGCUGCACAAGUUACUCUGAGCUCUGGAAACAGCGGCUGAGAGAAAUCGAGGAACAAGCCGCCGCCCGUUACCGCAAGAAGGAGGAUGACGAAGGCAGCGAGAGCACCGCUACGGAAGAAGGGGAAGGAGGAAAGAAGAAGAUUGAUGACGAAGUGCAGAGUAUCCUGUCUGACACCAGCUCCAUGUACAACUUUUGCCAGAACAACAAGGAGAAGUUGACGCCUUUGGAGCGUUGGCGCAUCAAGAGGAUCCAGUUUGGCUGGAACAAGAAAGAUCAUGAGGACGGAGAGAAGAGUUCUGUAGGAGACGGAGAAAAAGGCGAGUGCGAAGCGAGGACACCAUCCUUCCAAGAUGUCAACCUGACGGCAUAUCAGUCGUGGAAGAUGAGGCAGCAGAAGCGUCUUGGCGAGGAGAACACAGAUGAGAUUUUGGAGAUGAGUCGAGGUGAGGACUCUGCCACGGUCAAAAGGAGGCAAAGACGGGAGGAGCUUCUGGAGCGGUCAAAGAAGACCUUGGAGGAGAGUCAGUCCAUGUGUGGCUGGGAGACUGAGAGCAGCAUCAGCGCAGGUACAAUACCACUUUCUGCCUUCUGGGCUGGAGCCGGGGUCACGGGGCCGCCGAGCGUCGCCAACGAUGACAACAUGUCCAUGCUCAGCGGCAGGUCAUCAGUCAUAUCUUCAGUUUCACAAGCUCGCAGCACAAGAUCGGCACAGUCCGCAGUUCCUGUUAAUCCCAUGUCCCCAGUUCCUCCCAUCCUCCCAGUUCCCACUGUGCAGGGUCCAGGAGGGGAACCAAUGGUCAAUCUGGCCAGCAUCCAAAACUGGAUCGCUAACGUCGUCUCUGAAACGAUCAAACAGAAGCAGAGCGAGAUGAGCCUGCCACCUCCAUCACGCGCAGGAUCGGAGCUUAGCUUCGGUGGUGCAACGAGUGUGAUAUCUGGCCGGGGAGUUGACGAAGACAAAGCCUCCUUGUUGAGCGGAGCUCCCUAUUCCAGCGCUCUGUCCCAGGGUCGUGCGAAGGCAGCGUCGGUCCUCUCAGGUGGCGGGUCGAGCAACAUCUCAUGUUUCACGGGAAGAGGUUCGGCGUUGGACUCCACCCUGGGCUCCACCUUGAGCUCAAAGAAGAACAAGAUCACCACCACCAGCGUCCCUCUCUUCAGCCUCUUCCAAGACCAGGUCAACCUGGGCAAAUUGGACGCCAUGGACAAGGAGAUCAAGUCUGAGAUGAGGGACAAAAUGUCUACCUACGAAAAGAAGAAGAUCCUGGAGGACAACAGACGCAGCACUAUGUACAAGAAAAAGAAACCAAAGGAGGACGAAGAUGAGGUGGAGGAGAGGAAGAAGAGAGAGGAGGAGUUUCUUGAAGAGACAAAGAAAAAGGAGAAACCUGCGAGGACUUAUGGUCUUUCUGGCUGCCUGAAUCUCAACCCAGUGCUGGAGAGAGAUAAGAACACCAACAUCGACGAUUGGCUUAAAAGCGUCAGGCCUCCUCCUGGGAAAACAGCCUCCAGAGCAGAAGCCGGACCGUCAGAGGAUCCGUACGACGAUCUCGAUGCCUCCGCUUCUGAAUUUGACUUCUCCAGCCGCAGGGCGUCCUAUGCUGUUGGCGAGGAAGACGAGGAAACCUACGGCUCCGGAUACAGAUCGAGGUUACGUGCAGAUCUGUCCAGUGAAGACGCAGAAUAUUCCUGCAACGGUUUCACGCAAUCCCACAGCUACAGCCGCGCAGGGAGGUCGUACGGGACUUACGACGAGCGCGACGAGGGGACGGACGAGAGCACCACCAAGAGAAAGUUCGGUCACCAUUCUCGAUAUGAAAGCAGCGAGACAGAAGUGAGGAGCAGUAGGAGGGGGCCGGCCGACGACGAUGGCGAUGAGGAGGAUGACAUUGCUACCUUCAUCGCCCAAACCAGGCAGAGGAUCAGAGCUCGGGCUGCUGCAGAGGCCGAGGACGACGAGGUGCUUGCUGCUUGGAGGGCGCAGCAAGAAGCAAAGUCACAGAGUCGGAGUGAAUCCUAGAAAAUACUACUGAUACCAGGAGGUUUCACAAAUGUAGAGUGUAGAGUGCAAAUGACAUGUUUCUGCUAGUUCAAAGACAGAAGGGUUUAAAAGUGUAAUAUUAUCCAAAGACUCGCCGAACAAAAUAGUUGUGAGGUGGAUGAGGGAAUACAUCCUUAGGGAAAAUAAGCACCUUGGCCUUUUAAUCAUGCAUAAAAAUAUGACAAGAAUGCACAUUUGGAGCCUGUAUUAUUAAUAAUGACUAUGAAUACAAAUAGUUAAAGUUUUGGUUUGCACGGUUAUUGAUUGUAGCUGAUCAUAAAACAUCAUCAUGAUCAUGAUGAUGUGAAACUCUACAAAUCAAAACCUAUUUGUACUGUUACAUUAUUUUAUUAUUGCAAUAAAUGUUCUGAUAACUGA
Messenger RNA from Scophthalmus maximus (turbot), 4024 nucleotides. It is a transcript of the gene styxl2, whose product is annotated as dual specificity phosphatase 27. Bases 140 to 3625 code for a protein of 1161 amino acids. Gene Ontology annotation, cellular component: cytoplasm. The transcript is spliced from 6 exons. Lineage: Eukaryota; Metazoa; Chordata; Actinopteri; Pleuronectiformes; Scophthalmidae. Gene Ontology annotation, molecular function: MAP kinase phosphatase activity; protein tyrosine/serine/threonine phosphatase activity. Gene Ontology annotation, biological process: protein dephosphorylation; negative regulation of MAPK cascade. The record is from RefSeq and is a predicted model, not a curated record.